Messenger RNA from Staurois parvus, 960 nucleotides. The record is from the annotation of a GenBank genome assembly. NCBI's taxonomy places the organism in Eukaryota, Metazoa, Chordata, Amphibia, Anura, Ranidae.
AUGUAUCUGACACGAAGGAAACCGGCGCUGUAUCUCCGGGAAGACAGCAGGUCUGGCCUUUUUCUUGGGAUUCUGCCAAGGAAAUGCAGCAUCUUCAAACUGUUUCUGACUUGCUUACUACUGGGAUUCUUAUCAAUGCUCUGGUUGCAAUUUAGCUGCACAGGAGAUGUCAAGAGGCAUGAAGAGAGAUCUCCAAAGCAGCCCUGUCCACCAGUUCCUAGGACUAUAAGUGAGGAUCCCUCAUGGGGUCCUCAUCGUCUUGCCUUACUUAUUCCUUUUAGGGAACGAUUUGAGGAACUCCUAAGCUUUGUACCCCACAUGCACCAGUACCUGUCUGAGAAGAAAAUCCGCCACCAUAUAUUUAUAAUAAAUCAAGUGGAUCAUUAUAGGUUUAACAGGGCUUCUUUGAUAAAUGUGGGCUUCUUAGAGAGUGGAAAUGAAACGGACUACAUUGCUAUGCAUGAUGUUGACCUGCUACCUCUUAACCCAGAUCUGGAUUAUGGGUUUCCAGAAAGGGGACCUUUCCACGUGGCUUCCCCAGAACUUCACCCCCUUUAUCAUUACAAGACCUAUGUUGGAGGGAUCCUCCUCCUCACCAAACAGCAUUAUGAACUGUGUAAUGGAAUGUCAAAUCGAUUUUGGGGAUGGGGUCGUGAGGAUGAUGAGUUUUACCGAAGAAUCAAAGGAGCUGGACUCCAGCUCUAUAGGCCCUCUGGAAUAACAACUGGAUACCAAACCUUCAGGCAUAUUCAUGACCCCGCAUGGAGAAAGAGAGACCAGAAACGGAUUGCUUCUCAGAAGCAGGAACAGUUCAAAGUAGACCAUGAGGGAGGUUUACACAGCGUCCAGUAUCGUGUGGAAUCUCGAUCAGAAUUAACCAUUGGUGGUGCUCCAUGUACAGUGCUGAACAUACUGCUGGAUUGUGACAUGAGUGAUACUCCAUGGUGUGUUUUUAACUAA